Gossypium raimondii (Peruvian cotton) is the source of this 696-nucleotide messenger RNA. RefSeq lists its product as uncharacterized. The record is from RefSeq and is a predicted model, not a curated record. The transcript is spliced from 2 exons. Lineage: Eukaryota; Viridiplantae; Streptophyta; Magnoliopsida; Malvales; Malvaceae. Bases 1 to 696 code for a protein of 231 amino acids.
AUGAGGGGUAGAGCACCUCAUAACCCUGAAAAUGUGAGUGGUAGUCAUGGUAUAAUAAAGGACUCUGCUGUGAGAUCUGAAGCACGAACACUCGCUAGGGCUUACACUAUUUGCACACGAGAGGAAACUUCUGUGCUAGAUGUUAUUACGGGUACCUUAUCUAUCUUUGACACUAAUGUUAUUGCUUUGAUUGAUAUGGGAUCAACUCAUUCAUUUAAGUGCACAAACCUAGUGUUUAGUAAGAAUUUACCUGUUGAGUCCACUGAAUUCUUAGUUAAAGUGUCGAACCUCAUAAGUCAGCAUGUAUUAGCUCAUAAAGUUUGCAAGAACUGUCCGUUGAUGACUCGGGGUUACAAUUUUCUGACUGAUUUGAUGUUGUUGCCAUUUAACGAGUUUGAUGUGAUUUUAGGCAUGGCGCAGAAAUAUGUGAGAAAAAUUUGCAAUGCUUACCUUGCUUAUGUAUUGGAUAAUAAACUGUUUGAAUUGAAGCUUGAAUCAGUGCCAGUGGUUUGCGAGUAUCCCGAUGUGUUUCCAGAAGAGUUACCUGGAUUACCGCUGGUCAAAGAGGUUGAGUUUGCUAUAGAACUUGUACCUAGAACUUGUAACAGGAACAUCACUGAUAUCAAUAACACCUUACAUAAUGGCUCUUACCGAAUUGAAAGAGCUGAAAGCACAGUUGCAAGAGUUGACAAAUAG